Molecule: messenger RNA, 1089 nt
Organism: Aaosphaeria arxii CBS 175.79
Lineage: Eukaryota; Fungi; Ascomycota; Dothideomycetes; Pleosporales
Exons: 4
Coding region: 88-1089 (333 amino acids)
Source: RefSeq, a predicted model, not a curated record
CAUACAGAUACGCAUCGUGUGCCGCUCUCUCGCAAUUAACAUCCGCUUCACAUACCUUUCUAUCUUCGUCUCUGGUGCAGCGACAACAUGAAGUCGAUUUCCACGGCUCUCGCACUCAUCGCCUCUGUUGAGGCAGGCCUUCGCUUCCCAUGCUCGACUCUCACAUUCCAGCGUCUGGAUCCUGUUGUUGAGCCAGGCAAUACUCCUUCCGCCCAUGUCCAUCACAUCGUUGGUGGAAAUGCCUUCAAUGCAUCCAUGAGCGGCGAUGUGGGCAACCAGGCUUCUUGCACAACAUGUCAGAUGUCAGAGGACUUCUCUAACUACUGGACCGCUGUACUGUACUUCAAGCACCCCACGAAUGGCUCUUACCAUCGCGUUCCAGUACUCCCAGUCCAGCCUCUCCUUGGUGGAUCGAACGGUGCUCAAGGCGGAAUUACUGUCUACUACACACAGUUCGAUCUCAGCAGAGACAACAUUAAGCAGCAACCAAUCAAGAGCUUCCAGCCGGGUUUCCGCAUGACUGUUGGUAGCCCAACUGCAACCUCAAAACAGCAUGUCGGCUUGACCUAUCAGUGCCUCACAGGUAACAGUCGAGGUCGAGAGACAGCUGAUUUCCCAGAUAAGCCAUGCACUGGCGGCAUUUUCACCACACAUCACUUCCCCGCAUGCUGGGAUGGUAAGAACCUUGACAGCCCGGACCAUCAAUCCCAUAUGUUCUUCACCAAGAGGACUGAUGGCUUCACGAAUGCUCCUGCAUGCCCAUCAUCUCACCCCGUGAGAGUUCCCCAAGUCACCUACGAGACGACAUGGGACACGUCCAAGUUCAACAGCAUGUGGACGUCAGGCGCACCCAACCCAUUUGUCUGGAGCUUUGAAGGCGGCAAGGGUUUCGGUACUCAUGCUGACUACAUGUUCGGAUGGAAGGGCGACUCUUUGCAGAGGGCUAUGGAUAAGUCAGAAUGCUUCUAUGACGGCUGCGGCUCCAUUACGAAGCAGGCCAUGGCUACUGCUAACAAGUGCACCGUGCCGGACAGGAUUAAUGAGGAGACUGUCGGGUGGCUUUCGGUUCUUCCCGGGCAAUCGAAAUAG